Molecule: messenger RNA, 6553 nt
Organism: Oldenlandia corymbosa var. corymbosa
Lineage: Eukaryota; Viridiplantae; Streptophyta; Magnoliopsida; Gentianales; Rubiaceae
Source: the annotation of a GenBank genome assembly
CUCACCACCUAAACCCUCCAGCCAAAAACCUCUCCCCUCUGUUUGGAAAGCUCCCAAAAGCAAACAAUGGCGGAUUCUGAGGGGAGAAAACAAAAAGAAGAUGGCUCUGCGAGAAAGGAGAAAAAGAAGAAAGAGGAGAAGAGAAAGCAAAGGCAUUCCGGAGGAGGGGAAGAAGAAGUUCAAGGACCACCUCCUAAAAGGACACGAGAGAAUUCAUCAGACGUGAAUUUUGAACAGAAAUCUCCAUGGGUGAAUUUACAGAUGAUUUUGCUUCUUCAGAACAAACAUAUUGAUGAUUCAAGAAAGCUGGAAACGACAUUUAAGUAUGUGCAGUUUCGAGCUGAUAAUGAAGAAAAAGAAGACGUUAGAACCUCUCGAGCGUUGGAGACAGUUAGCACUUCAAGAUUGAUAGUGUUUGUCAACAACUGGAUUCAGGACUUAUUGAUUUCUUCUGAGAAGAACAUUGGGGAUAAAGGAUAUGACAGGCAGUUGGAAACCUCAGGCUCUUGUCUAGACUAUAGGUGUUGGGUUAUUUUGAAAUUUUGUUUCGAGGAGUCCCUGAAAACAAAUGUAUCAUUGCAAUUGAAAGGAGAAAUGUUGUCGGUUAUUGAUUGCGUAGCUAGGGAUGCCUUGAUCCAGUUGAAUUCUGCUUCAAAAUUGGCUUGUGAAAGCUCGGGCUUCCUUGAUACUGUGCUCAAUUGCGUUUCAAUGGUACUUACAUGCCAUGGCGGAAUUCAAAAUGACAGUCUGGACUUUUGGAUGACGCACUUGGAAAAAGCAUUCGAACUUCUCUGGAAAGUCCGUAAGAAAAAUUUGGAUGACAGUAAGGCAGGGGUCUUAAUCAUUCAGUUCUCAUGUUAUUUGCUCGAGGCAUUUGCUAAAUUUUUGACCGUCCAUCCAGCUUGUAAGAUGAAGUUCCAACGUUUCGUUGAUAGACUUCUUGAGCCACUUAUGAAUCUCUUGGAUGAGUUGCAUCUUCUUCCCUCCAAGAAUAACUCAGGAUGGACAGGAAACUUACUGAAAUUAGUUGAAGAGGUAUUGUCUCAGGGAAUAUUCCACCCGAUUAAUAUUGAUGGAUUUUUGGGUUUGCGUAGUUCAAUCAAGUACAAAGGAGCCCCAGAUAGUGGAAAAUCAAGACAGAAUACGGUUAGAAGUUAUCACAGGCACCUAUUUGAAAAAUUGGAGAAGAUCACGAGUCAGAAUGGACAGCCUGUAGGUGGCGUAGGGGAGUUGCUUCACUUGUUUGUAAAUUGUGUGAAAAAGCAAAACGGUAUUUCAACUAUUGGAGAAAAGGGGUCUAAUGGGUGCACCCUUGAAAGGGGUAAUACGUCAGGUAUUCUGAAUUCUGAAACACGCAACCAACUUUUUGAUUUCUUCAUCCAAAUCACGGAGCAUUUCAUAUCACGUAUCAAUUCAUAUGCUGAAGAAGCUGAAUUGAAUGGCAGGACUUCAUUGUCUGAUGUCCUCUCCAUGUUGAGAUCUGCAAAUAAGUUGCUAGCCAGCUUUAAAGGCGAAAACUUGUAUGUAAGGGUGGAAGAUACUUCUGAAGGGGCUUUCAUCAAUUUCCUGAAGUUUGUAUAUCAAACUAUUAUGUCCUUUUCUGCUAGAAUUAAACACCCAAUGCUAUUGUCCAUCACGUCUGAUUACGGAUUUGAAAAAGAGGUGCUUUUUUCAAUAGCGAAGGAGAUAAUAACUGCUUUGCAUCACUUAAUUGACAUAGGAUAUGAGGUGAUUGGUGAUGAUCUAGAAGGCUUAUGGGUAGUCACCUUGACAUUCACAGCAUGCAGCCGCUCUAUGAUAGAUGUGCCAGAUCAGCACUUUUUGUGUUCAGAAACACUUGAUCUAGGUUGCAGCCUUAUAGACCUCUAUAGUGAACUUCGACAGGUGAACAACUCAAUUUUUGCUCUCUCUAAGGCUGUGAGGCUUUUGGCUUCUGCCCUUGUAGAGAAUGAAUUGUACCGUUCCCAUUCUUACAGUUCAUAUUCUACUUCAUUGAGUGGACUGAUUUGCUCUGCUAAGUUUAGGCUUUCUGUCAGUAAUGCUAUCAAGACCAUCCCAGAAGGGCAAUCAAGCGCUUGCAUUCAUCUACUGACUUCAGAUAUUGCUGAAUCUUUGAAUUGGCUGAAUGCUCAACUUCAAUCUUGUCAUUCAAGUAAUUCGGCAGAACUUUUAGGUAGAAUUUUAGCAGAACUAUACACAUUAAUUCUGGAUUCCGUGAUUGUCACUUCUGGUAAUAGUGUUACAGUUGGUCGUUCAAUAGAAAAAUUAGUGUCCCUAAUUAGCUACAGUUCAACUAGCAAGGAUUCACUCCAGCCUGAUGUUAUGGAAAAGUUUUUCUGCGUGGUUUCUGGAGGAACUCACAGUUGGGGAGCUAGCUUUGAUGAGGAUUCUGUGUUGUGCUGGAUCUUAGUGUUCUUUUUCCGUCUCUAUUUAUCAAGCCGAAGCUUAUACCAAGAAGUAAUCAGCCUUGUGCCUCCAGAUUUAUCUAUAAAAAUGUCAAACACUAUGGGUGUUCAUACAGCUUAUUCCGGGAAAGAUUGGUUGGAGGGAAUAUUUCAGUAUGAAGAAGGCUAUUUUUUUUGGAUUAACAAGCCUUCUGCUACUCUCCUUAGCAUAAUGCACAAUGUUUCAAAUAUUUAUCUGCAAGAAAACCUGGGAACUUGCCCGCCAUUGGUUUACGUUUUGAAUGCCUUAUCCAUUCAGAGGAUUAUUGAUCUAAAUGGGAGGUUGAACUCCUUGGAGUAUUUACUAGCACAAAAAGAUAAAUUGGAGGAUAGCAUGCCAGAUGAUGAUUCUGAAAUAUCAUUGUUGCAGAAGAGAACUAAAAAGUGGAGGAAGUGCCUCUUGAAAAUGAAACAAGAAGCAUCUGGUCUGACCAAGCACAUCAUGCAUUGGCUUUCAUCAUUGAUUAAGAGUUAUCCAGUAUCUGCAUCAUAUAGCAACACGCUUAGAGAAAAUUCAUCAGUUUGUGAACUGCAGCAUAAACAUAAUGCUUCUUGGGAUAUUAGCAUUGGUUCUCUGAAUCUAAGGUCAUUGCAAUCUUCAAUCUGGUGGAUUGCUUGUCAGCAUGUUGAUAUAUGGUGUGGUCAUGCCGAUAAAAGAGACCUUCAGAAUUUUCUUACGUGCUUGAUCGGCAGUGGUCUUUCCUCAGGAAGUCCACAAAUGAAUAAAUGUAGAUCAAAUGGCGAUGAUGAGCUUAGCGACAUGGAAAAUCUUACCAUACAUCACAUCUCACUUGAACUUCUGAGUGACAUUGGGCACUAUGAACAAAGAUUUCUUUGCAGGCAUAUAGUAUCAAGGGUUCGCCGAAUUUUGGAGUCAUCAUUGACAUCUUCUGAUUCUGAGAAGGGCUACCUAAAUUCAAAACCUGAUUGGUCGGAAGUUAUACAAAGCCUUGAAACUGUAUCUAAUGGUGUGUCCAGGGGGAAAAAGCGUGAAAAAACUAAUGAAGCUUUACUGACAAAACUCAGUCCUCUUGGAAUACAAUUUGCUGCUUCUAGGAGCAUCAAUUAUCCGUUGUGUUGUGCUUUGCUUAAUUUCUUGGCUUGGAUGCCUAAAGAUGUUUUAAGCUCAAAAUCUUUCUCAAAAUUGGCAACUUGCACUCUCAAUGUGGAACGGUUUGUGGUUGGCAGUUUGUUACAUCGGCGGAAAAUAUUGUUUGUAGGUGGCCAUGAUGACGAUCUUCUCCAAUUGUUUGUUACUUGUCGGAGGAUCCUUAAGAGUUUAUGUGCUUCAUGUGAUGGGAAGAUGGCUGAAGUUCGGCCUUCACUUAUGCGCGUACUCUCAGAGAGUUCAUCUUCUCUGCUAUGGCUUUUGAACUCGUUAAAUGCAGUUACGGGAAUCCAGACAUCAUCAUCAGAAAAAUGUACUGCUUCCCAAGUGCAAGAUAUGUUAUUUUCAUUGACAAAUCAUACGUCAUAUGUGCUCAUGACAAUAGCAAAAUACCAAUUUCAAUUUGCACGACGGUUUUCCAGGACUGAAUCAAAAGAAAAUUCAUAUUGUUCAAGGGAUGAUGAUUUGCUGAAAAGUUUGACUCUUUUGAGUGAAAUUUUUAGGGAACACAAGAAGGGCUAUUCAAGUGAAAAGUUUGGAGCUGCGGCUGAGCUUCUGAAGUUGAAAAAAUUAACAUCUGUACUGUCUUGUAUUCAAGGCUUCCUUUGGGGAUUAGCUUUUACGCUUGAGAAUACAGGUGCCAGAGAAGAUAACAAUACAGUAAAACUUUCCAAAUGUAACACUGAAUCUCUCAGCCAGGUGAACAGAUUUUUAGAAGAAUGUGCAAAAUCCUUGAUUGAUUUCUUACAUUCAUUGUUUGUUGAGGGUGACCUUAACCAAAGUUCGGAACAUUGUAAGACGACUGACAUCUCAGAAUCUGAUACUGAGGUUGAUGACAACACAAACGCUGUGCCUCAUGAAACUGUUCUGAAACAAAAGCCACAUACAGUAAAUGCUGAUGUUGAUUCUCUUCUGAUCAGUGUUGGAUUAUUUAAUGAGCUGUGCUUGAAGAAGACCAUUUUGCAAGGUCUUCUGAGAGGCGAGAAUCCAGACGUGGCGCUUUUCCUCCAGCAGUUAUUACUUUCUGCUUCAGCAAUUACAAGACUCAAGCUGGAGUUCAAGGAUACUUCCCUGUUGGAAAAUCUGAUACCGAUUCUCUUUGGUAUUUCUAAGGUUUUACUGAUGGAAUUCAACAACAUGGUCUCCAUGCCGCCCCCUUAUUCUUUUGUUUUAUUGGAUGGGGUCGGUAAGUUUCUUGAGGCAUUGGGUUAUUUUUUUUCUUCAUCAAGUCCUACUUUGUCCAGUAAGUUAUUUGUGAAACUAAUUGACUUGCAUCUGAGGUCUAUGGGGAAAUGCAUAGUUUUAGAGGGGAAAAGGGCUACCCUUGCAUCUAAGGAGUUAGAGUCAAAUAUCAAAGAUCCAAUGAAUUUGAUAACCAAUAAUCCUCAGUCCUUUGUAUCGAGCGGAAGUUGUCACUACCUUGGUAGCUUUAAAGCUGGACUGAGGAUGUCAUUUAGGGUUUUGGUCCAGAAAUCACCGGAGUUGUUGUCAUCAGCAAUUCAAGCUACCGAGAGAGCAAUUGUGGGAGUGCAAGAUGGCUGCUUGUCUAACUAUGAAAUAUGCCUGGGCAGUUCCGAUGGUGGUACGGCGACUUCUACAGUUGCUGGUGGCAUUGAUUGUUUGGAUCUGCUUGUGGAACUUGUGGCAGGGCGCAAACGAGUAAAAGAUGCAAAGAAACAUUUUCAAGGCCUGGUUGCUUGUCUCCUCAAUAUUAUCCUACACCUUCAGGGGCCGGACAUUUACUUUGAAACUGUGAAUUGUGAUGGAAUCUGUACUAGUCCAGAUCCUGGGUCAAUGAUACUUGCAUGCAUCGAUAUAUUGAGAAGAGUCCCAGGAAAACAUGCUUUAUUCGAGAUUGAUGCCUCCCAUGUUGGGCAAUUUCUAAAUAUUCCCGGCGCAUUGUUCCAGAAUAUCCUCCAGAUUCAAUUCUUUGAAGCUCACCGUGAACUUGAUUCCUUAGAUCGAAGAUAUUUGUUGGAGUUAUAUGCUGGAUGUUGCCGGCUGCUAUGUUCUGUUGUUAAGCAUUGUGCAAGGGAGACACAGCAUUGCUGUGCCCUUCUCCAAAAUUCAGUUGGUACCCUUCUUCAGUGUUUGGAGAUGGUAAUGAUAAAAAAUUCAGCCAUAAGUCGGGGUAAUGAUUUCACAUGGGGAAUUCAAGAUGGAGUGAAAUGUGCCUGCUCAUUGAGAAGAGUGUACGAAGAAAUACAUCAGAAGAAAGAUUUGAUGGGUCGCUAUUGUCAUCAACUUUUAGCCAGUUACAUAUUGGUCUAUUGUGGAUUUGGUCCUCGUAAAAUGGGCAUCAUAAGAGAAGUAGACGAAGCUUUGAGGCCCGGCAUCUAUGCUUUAAUUGAUGUCUGUUCAGCUGAUGAUCUUCAGCGACUUCACACAGAGUUUGGAGAGGGUCCUUGCAGAAGCACUCUGGCCACAUUGCAGAAUGAUUACAAGUUGUACUUCAAGUAUCAAGGCAAAGUAUGAGAAGGUCUUCUGGCUAUGUAAUAUAGGCCUCCCUGUAGCCUUACACCACACCUGUCGCUUCCGCCACUCCUCCCACGGCUGGCUUGUCAUUCUCGAAGACUCCCAUUCUAUUCUCAUCUUUAAUCGCCUUACUAGAGCCAACCUCAAUCUCCUGACGUAAAAGGAUACUUCACCCCUGAUAAAUUGAUUGUUUGAAUCUUCGCGUUCUCAAACUAAAUGGAACCUAAGUUGAGAGGAUGAAUCAGGAAAAAAUAGAGUGGCGAUGAUUUUUCUUUUUUUGCCUUCUUUUUGAAAAUUAAAAUUGAUUAGGAAGAUUGGAUUUGUAUGCAUAUUGAGUCAUUGAAUCCUGAUUUUAGGGGCUCCGUUGAUGACAACGUGUUGUUGGAGCUAAAAUUUGGGGUUUAGUUAGUAUCCCGGAUUUUAUUUCUCCGUAUAGCUUGUUAUUCAUUCAUCAUCAUGGUGUUAAGGGGUUUACAAUUUUUUUAACCUUCACCGUCUCAAAAUUAUUGUCUAAUUUAGAAUUUCA